Atta colombica is the source of this 611-nucleotide messenger RNA. RefSeq names its product protein C10. The record is from RefSeq and is a predicted model, not a curated record. Lineage: Eukaryota; Metazoa; Arthropoda; Insecta; Hymenoptera; Formicidae. Gene Ontology annotation, biological process: post-embryonic development. Bases 149 to 502 code for a protein of 117 amino acids. The transcript has 4 exons.
CGAAAAUGUCAAAGUGGUCUGCGAAUGGCUGUCAUUUACAAAUAAAUAUCUCAGUUUACCAUACAUAAUUCAACUGCAGUGAUAACGUUGCCCAAGAAAAACUACUCUCGGUUAUACUAUAUCUGGUAUAAUUAUAUUCUGAUUAAUUAUGGCAAGCGUUCCUGGUUUUACAUUGGAAACUGCGAAAGCUAUACUGACUGACGUUCUGACAGCACUAAAUACACCUGAAAACUUGCAAAAACUUGCAGAAGCUAAGGAAAAUUCCGGCAAUGAGAUGUUGAAAAUGAUGCAGUUUGUAUUUCCACUAGUAACACAGAUUCAAAUGGAUAUCAUAAAAAAUUAUGGAUUUCCAGAAGGAAGAGAAGCAGGUACUGUACAAUUUGCGCAGCUCAUUCGGGCUUUAGAAAGAGAAGAUUCUGAAAUAGCACAGCUACAUAAUCAGGUUCGUUCAUAUUUUCUUCCACCAGUUACGAUAAACUCUUCGACUGAAGCAUCUCUUUAGAUUAAAACAAGAUCUCAUCUAAAAAAAUCCAUAUACCAUUUUUAUCUAAAGACUAUAUUAAGUUAAUAAGAUAAAGACAAUGUCUGUAGAAAAAAUGAAGAAAAAAUUA